Messenger RNA from Fusarium musae, 1716 nucleotides. RefSeq lists its product as uncharacterized. Bases 1 to 1716 code for a protein of 571 amino acids. The record is from RefSeq and is a predicted model, not a curated record. The transcript has a single exon. Lineage: Eukaryota; Fungi; Ascomycota; Sordariomycetes; Hypocreales; Nectriaceae.
AUGGCUGGCAGAGUGACGGGCUUAAGCAGAUACCAACGGCCACCGCCGCUUCUUUCCCAGAUUCGUGGCUGUGAAAAGCGAAAGCUUGAACAGCAACCUGACGAUGUCAACGCUCCGCCCAUGUCUUCCGAAGAUGAGGCUGAAGACGAUAUACCCUUACCCGCAGACUUGAGGCUGAGACCAAGUGGCUCUCAGUCCCAGACGCCAAUCGAGCAGUCUGAUGAUUCCGAACCAGAAACUUCAGCUCGUGGAGAUAUCAAGCGCACAGCCUUCCGCGACCCGAGUAGCAGUAAAAGUCGUAGGAAUAUCACUCGAAAAGUGAACCAAAAGGAAGAAAAGAUACUGAAAGCAGGAAGCCAUGCGGAAACAUCUUCCUCGAGCGUGAAACGAAGGAAAGUUGAAGGCAAAUCCGGGAAUGGCUCUGCGAAUCACUUCAACAACUCUUGGGGAUUUACCAAUGCAGGCAACAGCAAAGCAAAAUAUGGGAGCUCACAACCUCGAGGAUCGCAAGCUUCUCGUAGUUCGCAAAGUUCUCAAGUGAAGAAAGGUUCGUCAAACUGGCGACCGUGUCACUUUCUUAUUAAUCCGUAUAUAGGGAAGACAAAAGUGACAAAGGGCGAGCCUAUACAUGAGAAGACCGAAGAAGACGGCGUAUUGCAUAGCUCCCAGACGGAAGAAAAGCCGACUUUCAAACCUGUUUCACAAGAAUCUUUCAGUAGUCCCACAAAGUCGGAGGUUUCUCUAAGACCUGCACCCCGGGAUGACUUGGGGACCCCCAAAAAGAAAGGGAACACAGAAACGAAACCCACAAGCCGCGGUCCAUCUACUACUCCAACAAAAAGCCAUGUAGUUCUCACCACCACCAGGCUUUCACAAAACAGCCAGAGCGGGUCGUGCUCGCCGUCUCAGAAUCGAAUAGGUGUCUGGAAACCAGUGGCCAUCCCAAAGAAACAAAAGGAUCAACCCAAGACGCCCGAGUACAAGCCACCCACAUUCGUUGCGCCAGCCGAGAUUGAUGGGAUGCAGACCAGCAAUAGCGAUAUAGGUAGUACAUCGUCGCCAGUCUUAUCAGAUCUAGAUGAACUUAGCGACACGGAAACGAUCAGCGAGGAGCCCCUUACAGACAAGAACAGUUUGGAAGAUAGAAUGACGAAAUGCCCGUGGUGUGGGGACCUCGUGUCGGAACAGGCCCUCAAGGAUUAUUCUAAGGGGAGGAGACUGAACGUGCUGAUGCAAACAAGGUUCUGUGCUAAACACAAGAAAGAAACUGCCUUGGACACAUGGCGUGAAAGAGGUUAUCCUCAUGUCGACUGGAGCCGUCUUGAAGGCCGACUGGAUGACCAUCGGGCAUACUUGACCAAUAUCGUCAAUGGUAAACAGUCGUUUUUCCGUGAUAUUCUGGCAGAGAAAAUCGAAACAGGCCAGGCGAGGUCACUCAAGAAGGAGGGUAACCUUAACCCAGGUUACUAUGGCCCAAGAGGCUGCAAGCUCAUGUGCGAUUACCUCGUGGAGGAGUUUGGUGAAUCGCUGAAAGAGAAUGCUACAAAAGAUCGUGUCAUCGCCGGUCGUGGUUCUGCAGCCUUUAUCCAGUCGGUGUUGGUAGCUGAACUUGCUGUACAAUUGAUCAUGGAGGAUAUGGAUGUAUCCGCCUCAGAGGCCAGAGAGAUUAUGGAGGAGAGCAAGGCUAUUGGUGAGCUGAUCCACGAAGAAACAUGA